AGGCCUAUGAGGCCUGCCAUUUAAAGUGGCUCCUCUCUUUUAUCUAUGCCAUGCUUCCACCCUGGGAAUGAGGACACAGAGCCAGCUGCUGAACUUCAACAGGAUAAGCAGUGCAUUCUCUUUGGUGUUCACACUGCCAUGAUUCCAUGCCUAUGGAUGCCCAGCACUUGACAUGGAUAUGCUUUGGAUUUCAUAAUGUGGAGUCAUUCUUGCUUCCUUGGGAUUUCAGCUAAGUUUUAAACAGUGCCCAACCCAAGUUCAAAGGCUGAUGAGAGAAAAACUCAUGAAGAGAUUUUACUCUAGGGAAAGUUGCUCAGUGGAUGGGAUCUUGGUGCACGGGGAAAGAUGUCAAGCUCCUCCUGGCUCCUUCUCAGCCUUGUUGCUGUAACUACUGCUCAGUCCAUCAUCGAGGAACAGGCCAAGAUAUUUUUAGACAAGUUUAACCAAGAAGCUGAAGACCUGUCUUAUCAAAGUGCACUUGCUUCUUGGAAUUAUAACACCAAUAUUACUGAGGAGAAUGCCCAAAAGAUGAAUGAGGCUUCUGCCAAAUGGUCUGCCUUUUAUGAAGAACAGUCGAAGCUUGCCAAAAAUUACUCACUACAAGAAAUUCAAAAUCUCAUCAUCAAGCGUCAACUGCAGGCCCUACAACAGAGUGGGUCUUCAGCCCUCUCCGCAGACAAGAACAAACAGUUGAACACAAUUCUGAAUGCUAUGAGCACCAUUUACAGUACUGGAAAAGUUUGCAAGCCAAAGAAUCCACAAGAAUGCUUAUUACUGGAACCAGGUUUGGAUGUCAUAAUGGCAACAAGCACAGACUACAACGAGAGGCUCUGGGCUUGGGAAGGCUGGAGGGCUGAGGUUGGCAAGCAGCUGAGGCCAUUGUAUGAAGAGUAUGUGGUCCUGAAAAAUGAGAUGGCAAGAGCAAAUAAUUAUAGAGAUUAUGGGGAUUACUGGCGAGGGGAUUAUGAAGCAGAGGGAGCAGAAGGCUACAACUAUAACCGCAACCAGUUGAUUGAAGAUGUGGAACGAACCUUCCAAGAGAUUAAACCGUUAUAUGAGCAUCUUCAUGCCUAUGUGAGAACGAAGUUGAUGGACACUUACCCUUCCUACAUCAAUCCUACUGGAUGCCUCCCUGCUCAUUUGCUUGGUGACAUGUGGGGUAGAUUUUGGACAAAUCUGUACCCUUUGACAGUUCCCUUUGGACAGAAACCAAACAUAGAUGUUACUGAUGCAAUGUUGAAGCAGGGCUGGGAUGCAGAAAGGAUAUUUAAAGAGGCAGAGAAGUUCUUUGUUUCUAUUGGCCUUCCUCAUAUGACUCAAGGAUUCUGGAGAAACUCCAUGCUGGUUGAUCCAGGAGAUGACCGGAAAGUGGUCUGCCACCCCACAGCUUGGGACCUGGGCAAAGGAGACUUCAGAAUUAAGAUGUGUACAACGGUCACAAUGGACAACUUCCUGACAGCACACCAUGAGAUGGGACACAUCCAAUACGACAUGGCAUAUGCCACACAACCUUUCCUGCUAAGAAAUGGAGCCAAUGAAGGGUUCCAUGAAGCUGUUGGGGAAAUCAUGUCACUUUCUGCAGCUACACCCGAGCAUCUGAAAUCCAUUGGUCUUCUGCCGUCUGAUUUUCAUGAAGACAGUGAAACAGAAAUAAACUUCCUGCUCAAGCAAGCCCUGACAAUCGUUGGGACACUGCCAUUUACUUACAUGUUAGAGAAGUGGAGGUGGAUGGUGUUUACGGGCGAAAUUCCCAAAGAACAAUGGAUGCAAAAGUGGUGGGAGAUGAAGCGAGAGAUCGUUGGUGUGGUGGAGCCUGUGCCUCAUGACGAAACAUACUGUGACCCUGCAGCUCUGUUCCACGUUUCUAAUGAUUACUCAUUCAUCCGAUAUUACACAAGAACCAUUUAUCAAUUCCAGUUUCAAGAAGCCCUUUGUCAAGCAGCUAAACAUGAUGGCCCACUGCACAAAUGUGACAUCUCAAAUUCCACUGAAGCUGGGCAGAAGUUGCUCAAUAUGCUGCGUCUUGGAAACUCAGAACCCUGGACCCUAGCAUUGGAAAAUGUGGUAGGAGCAAGAAAUAUGGAUGUAAGACCACUGCUCAAUUACUUUGAGCCAUUGUUUGCCUGGCUGAAAGAACAGAACAAGAAUUCUCUUGUGGGGUGGAACACUGACUGGAGUCCAUAUGCCGACCAAAGCAUUAAAGUGAGGAUAAGCUUAAAAUCAGCUCUUGGAAAAAAUGCAUAUGAAUGGAAUGACAACGAAAUGUACCUCUUCCGGUCAUCGGUUGCAUAUGCCAUGAGAGUGUAUUUUGCAAAGAACAAAACCCAGAAUGUUCCUUUUGGGGUGGAAGAUAUACAUGUGAGUGACUUGAAACCAAGAGUCUCCUUCAACUUCUUUGUCACUUCACCCCAAAAUGUGUCUGACAUCAUUCCCAGAAAGGACGUUGAAGAUGCCAUCAGGUUUUCUAGGGGCCGUAUCAAUGAUGUUUUCGGCCUGGAUGAUAACAGCCUGGAGUUUCUGGGGAUUUACCCAACACUUGCACCACCUUACCAGCCUCCUGUCACCAUAUGGCUGAUUAUUUUUGGCGUCGUGAUGGGAAUUGUAGUGGUUGGCAUCGUUAUUCUAAUCUUCACUGGGAUCAAAGGUCGAAAGAAGAAAAAUGAAACAAAAAGAGAAGAAAAUCCUUAUGACUCUAUGGACAUUGGGAAAGGAGAAAGUAAUGCAGGAUUCCAAAACAACGAUGAUGCUCAGACUUCAUUUUAGAGUCAUUUUACUGUAUGUAAUUGCUAGCAGCAUAGUAUACAAAACAUGAGAUUAUAUACAUGGCAUUAGAUAUCAAAACUAUGGUCUGUUCAGGAAAAGUUGUCCAAAGAGCAUCUGACUUGAUUGGGCAUCUUCACUGGCAUUGCUUUCAGUAUUUAGUUCUGCCUUAGGACUUGACAUCUCUGUCUGUUUAUUACUAGAGAUGUUUAUAUUAGAGUAAAAGAGGGAAAUGUGUCUUUGGCCUCGCAGUCUGUCCAGGGAUAAUGUAAAUGGAGACCCUGUCAGGUAACUGGAGUUGGAAGAUGAAAUGAUGUAUCUUGGGAGCGAGUGUUGGAUUUGGUAUGGCAUCUGUGACAUGAACUGCUGAGGUUGAGAAUGGUACACACUGUUCACUUUAAUCCAAGUGUGACAGAUGGUAGGUGUCAUGCUCUAUGGCUUUGCAUUAACUUACUUCAAGUACUGUAGUAAUUUGUUCACAGUAAUACUUGAAAUGGAUUGUCCUUUCUUUGGUGGUACAGCUUCAAAGGAGAAAGAAGCCAGACAUCAAGUAGAGAACAUGACCUUUUCUCUUUCAAACUGCUUGGUCAACAUCUCCCUAACAAUACACAACUAGCACAGGGAACUCCACGAGCCCAGAGCAUGCCUGAUAGAAACUUGCUUCCAUUAUUUUGUAGCUGUGGAGUAAAGGAAAAUUCUAGCUGAAUGUUCACCCUGUGAAGUGAGUGCCCAGUCUCUAAAAUCUUUUGUAUUCUCUCAUAGGGUCUAAGCAACGAUGAGCACAAAACAGACCUCAAUAAAUACUUACUAGAUUUGUACACUC
Molecule: messenger RNA, 3583 nt
Organism: Peromyscus maniculatus bairdii (prairie deer mouse)
Lineage: Eukaryota; Metazoa; Chordata; Mammalia; Rodentia; Cricetidae
Gene: Ace2
Product: angiotensin converting enzyme 2
Biological process (GO): proteolysis
Cellular component (GO): plasma membrane
Molecular function (GO): metallopeptidase activity; peptidyl-dipeptidase activity
Source: RefSeq, a predicted model, not a curated record